Paramecium pentaurelia is the source of this 1355-nucleotide messenger RNA. The record is from the annotation of a GenBank genome assembly. Lineage: Eukaryota; Ciliophora; Oligohymenophorea; Peniculida; Parameciidae.
UAUGGAUGAAUUCAUACAAAUUUCCAAUCAUUCAAAGAAAUAAUUCAUAGAAAUCUCUUAACAAUAUUAGAAAUUCUUUGAAUAGAUAUUGAAAAAAUUAGAUGAGGGAAUUAAUAAAUUAGAAAAAAUGGCCCAACAACUUUUAAACCAAGACUAUUUAACUUUUAAGUCAUAAAUUAACAUUAUAAAACAAUUUUACUCAAAAGAAAAUGACAAUUACAGAUGUAUCUUUUUCAGUUAAUUUAAAUAGAAAAACAAAUAACAUAAUUAAAUAAUAUACUUGAUACAAUGAAAAACAUGGUAUCAGAUUAAAAUAAAAUUGAUGAUUAAUAUCCUUCUAUUGAAAAAAAUCCUAUUAAAAAAGAAGAAAUUAAAUAGAACACUAAAGUUGAAAACCCUAUGAAUAUAGAUGAUAUUGUUAGAAUAAUAAAAUAAGGUAUAAUUAUUUUCAUUUUAUAUUAGGUGAUGCAUUAAAUAAUAUAAAUGAAUAUGAAGAAGCAAUAAAGUAUUAUGACAAAGCAAUCUCCAUUAAUCCUGAAAAUGAUAAUGCAUGGAACAAUAAGGGUAAUUAAUUAAUAUGAAUUCUUAUUUAGGAUCAGCAUUAUAAAAUUUAAAUAAAAAUGAAGAAGCAUUAUUGUGUUAUGAAAUAGCCAUCUCCAUCAAUCCUAAUUAUGAUAAUGCGUGGUACAAUAAGGGUAAUUGACUGUUGAAAUUAGUUUUAAGGAUUAGCAUUAUACAAUUUAAAUAAAAAUGAAGAAGCAAUAUAGUGUUAUGACAAAGCCAUCAGUAUUAAUCCUAAUUAUGAUUACUCAUGGAACAAUAAGGGUAAUUAACUAUUACAAAUUUAUUAUUUAGGUAAUGCAUUAUAAAAUUUAAAUAAAAAUGAAGAAGCAAUAAAGUAUUAUGAUAAAGCAAUCUCCAUUAAUCCUAAAAAUGAUAAUGCGCUGAUCAAUAAGGGUAAUUAAUUGGCAUACAUUAUUAUUUAGGAUUAGCAUUAUCAAAUUUAAAUUAAAAUUAUGAAGCAAUAUAGUGUUAUGACAAAGCAAUCUCUAUUAAUCCUAAAAAUGAUAAUGCGUGGAGCAAUAAAGGUAAAUAAAUUUAUUAUACAGGUUUUUCACUAAUUUAAUUAAAAAGAUAUAAGGAUGCUAUAGAUUGUUAUGAUAAAGCUCUUUCUAUUUGCAUCAAUCCCUCAAGAUUAAAAAGAAAAGGUAAAAAUUUCUUUAUUAAAUUUUACUAUAGCUGAUUCACUAUUCGAAUUAGGAAAGAAAGAAGAAGCUAAAUAAGUUUAUAUGGCUGCAUUGAAAUUAGGAUCAAAUGAGAAGGAUUUUAUACAGAAAUAAUUAUCAAAGUUAUGA